CGAUAUUAAUGCGUUCCACAAUUUGCAUUACUCGACAAUUUUUGGGUAGCAGUGAAUUUUCAGCAUUUUUUAGACGUGAAUUUUGUUAUAAAUUAAGGAAGAAAAAGGAAAAUGACUAAUAGCGCGGAAACUGCAGGACAGGAUGUUGAAAUGGAGGUUGAGCCCUCUGGGGAAAAUUCUGGAGAUAUGAAGAAAGAUCAAGGCGUCUCAACUAUCAUAGAAGUGCGUGAGCAAAUACGCCAAAUCGAAAGAGCCGUAGCUUCAAAAGAAUCUCGGUUCAUUUUGAGAGUCCUUCGGUCUCUCCCAAACACACGUCGAAAACUUAGUGCUGUUAUUUUCCGUAACCUUAUUCAAUCUAUAUAUCCAGCCGGUGCUGAACGUGAAGCUACUCUUAGUCUGAUACCAAAUACCCCAGUAGGGGUUAUAGAAACUGAGGUCCCACGAAGCCGGUCCGCUUCAAAGCUUCCAAUUGCUGAGGUAGAUGCAUAUUUUUAUUUGCUGUUGCUAGUGAAAUUAAUCGAUGAGGGAGAUAUUAAGCGUGCAGUUAUCUGUUCUGAGUCCCUUAUGAAAAAAAUUGCAGCGCAAAAUCGUCGCACAUUAGAUUUGAUCGGAGCAAAAUCAUAUUUUUACUAUUCUCGUGUAAAUGAACUUAAUAAUUGCCUUGAAACUAUAAGAGGAUUUCUACAUGCUCGCCUACGUACAGCUACUCUGAGAAAUGACUUCGAAGGACAAGCCGUUCUUAUCAAUUGCUUGCUUCGAAAUUACUUACACUAUUCACUUUACGAUCAAGCUGAUAAGCUGGUAAAGAAAUCGGUAUUCCCGGUUUCUGCAAGUAACAACGAGUGGGCAAGAUUUUUGUAUUAUUUGGGACGCAUAAAAGCAGCAAAGUUGGAAUACAGCGAUGCACAUAAACAUUUGGUACAGGCGUUACGAAAAGCUCCGCAAAAUGCAGCCGUUGGAUUUAGACAAACCGUACAAAAAUUAAUUAUAGUUGUUGAGUUGCUAUUAGGAAAUAUACCUGAGCGACAAAUUUUUAGACAAGCGGCGCUCCGAAAGUCACUUGCUCCAUAUUUCCAACUUACUCAAGCUGUGCGUUUGGGUAAUCUAAAGAGAUUUGGAGAAGUAGUAGAGAACUAUGGACCGAAAUUUCAGCAAGAUCACACGUACACUCUUAUAAUUCGUCUUAGACAUAAUGUUAUAAAAACAGCGAUACGUUCUAUCGGACUUUCCUAUUCCCGUAUAUCUCCAAAUGAUAUUGCGAAACGUCUAAUGUUAGAUUCAGCUGAAGACGCAGAAUUUAUUGUAUCUAAAGCCAUACGGGAUGGAGUUAUUGAAGCUACGCUUGAUCCCGAACAUAAUUAUAUGCGGAGCAAAGAAAGUACUGAUAUAUACAGCACACGCGAACCUCAAUUGGCAUUUCAUGAACGUAUUACAUUUUGUCUUGAUUUGCACAAUCAAAGUGUAAAAGCGAUGCGUUAUCCUCCAAAAUCCUAUGGUAAGGAUCUUGAAAGUGCUGAAGAGCGUCGGGAGCGUGAACAGCAAGAUUUAGAAUUGGCUAAAGAAAUGGCCGAGGAUGACGAAGAUGGGUUUUAAAUGUUUUUUGAACGAUAUUAAAAAGUUAACCAUCAGAGUUAUUUAAUACAAACAUAAAUACAUAUAACUUUAAUAAAAAUCGUAUUUCAAUAAAAGUUUUUAUGUAAGAAGUCUAUUAAAAAAUUUUGUUUACUACUUUCUAUAUA
Molecule: messenger RNA, 1739 nt
Organism: Anastrepha ludens (Mexican fruit fly)
Lineage: Eukaryota; Metazoa; Arthropoda; Insecta; Diptera; Tephritidae
Gene: Rpn3
Product: probable 26S proteasome non-ATPase regulatory subunit 3
Exons: 2
Coding region: 112-1593 (493 amino acids)
Biological process (GO): regulation of protein catabolic process; ubiquitin-dependent protein catabolic process
Cellular component (GO): proteasome complex; proteasome regulatory particle, lid subcomplex
Molecular function (GO): enzyme regulator activity
Source: RefSeq, a predicted model, not a curated record